Messenger RNA from Nematocida ausubeli, 258 nucleotides. RefSeq lists its product as uncharacterized. Bases 1 to 258 code for a protein of 85 amino acids. The transcript has a single exon. NCBI's taxonomy places the organism in Eukaryota, Fungi, Microsporidia. The record is from RefSeq and is a predicted model, not a curated record.
AUGUACUAUACACCUAAGAGUUUUUAUCCAAAAACUUCAAUUUCUCCUUUUACUAUAUGCUAUUACAUGACGAUCCAGAAUGUUUCCCGGGUUAUAUUCGGGCCAUGUGUCUUUUGCAACCCGCCAAUCUGCAUGCUAAAGUAUAAAGAAAGCGGCCUGGGCUCUCUCUCCUUUAUUUUAAUAAAGCUUAAAAUUUUAGCUAACUCAAAGAAACUGAAUGGUAGUAAAUCAUCCCAAGCCAGCAAUAGGAAAAAAUGA